This is a messenger RNA of Carassius auratus (goldfish), 1468 nucleotides long. RefSeq lists its product as uncharacterized. Bases 476 to 1159 code for a protein of 227 amino acids. NCBI's taxonomy places the organism in Eukaryota, Metazoa, Chordata, Actinopteri, Cypriniformes, Cyprinidae. The transcript is spliced from 6 exons. The record is from RefSeq and is a predicted model, not a curated record.
GUCAUCAAUAUAAAAUCAGAAACUCAUAAAUUCAAAAAGGACUGAAAUAACAGAUUAGAUCAAUUUAAGAAAGGAGCCCCAACUAAACAAAAUAAUGGAGGAGCUACUGGAGGAGUUUAUUCACACUCACUGCAGAGUUUCUCUACAGAACAACAGCUGCAUUCAAUAUUUCAAGAGUGUCAGGACCUGAUCAUUGUAAUAUUUCUGCUGUGUAACUGUUAGGAGAUCUGCUGAAAAAAAUGUUUAUUUUCUACUUUUUGUUCUCAUGGAGUCUGGCUGGUGUGUUUGGAGUUGAUUCAGUGAAGUCCGUGUCAGUGAUGGAGGGAGAAUCAGGAGGAGCUACUGGAGGAGUUUAUUCACACUCACUGCAGAGUUUCUCUACAGAACAACAGCUGCAUUCAAUAUUUCAAGAGUGUCAGGACCUGAUCAUUGUAAUAUUUCUGCUGUGUAACUGUUAGGAGAUCUGCUGAAAAAAAUGUUUAUUUUCUACUUUUUGUUCUCAUGGAGUCUGGCUGGUGUGUUUGGAGUUGAUUCAGUGAAGUCCGUGUCAGUGACGGAGGGAGAAUCAGUGAGUCUAAAUCUUACUGAAAUACAGAGAGACAAGGAGAUAACGUGGAAAUUUAACACCAUUAUGAUAGCUAAAACCUACGGGAAGGACAGUAAGAGCAGGUUUUAUGAAGGUAGUGCUGAUGGGAGAUUCAGAGACAGACUGAAGCUGGAUCAGACUGGAUCUCUGAUCAUCACAAACACCAGAACCACAGACUCUGGAGAAUAUACAGUAUUCAACAGAACAUCAGAGACUCCAUUCAACAUCUUCAGUCUCGCUGUCUACGCUAAUCUGCCUGUUACCGUCAUCAGCAGAGACUGUUCAUCCUCAUCAUCAUCUUCAUCACAGCAGAAUUGUUUACUGUUGUGUUCAGUGGUGAAUGUGAGUGAUGUGACUCUCUCCUGGUACAAAGGAAACAGUUUAUUGUCCAGCAUCAGUGAGUCUAAUAUCAGUAUCAGUCUCUCUCUACCUCUGGAGGUGGAAUAUCAGGAGAAAAACAACUACAGCUGUGUGAUCAACAAUCCCAUCAGAAACCAGACCACACAUCUCAACAUCACUCAACUCUGUCAACCAUGUUUAGGUUUGUCAGCGGCAUUACAUUUUUCUACAUAGUAUAUUAAUCAAAUGUCUUUGUUUUAUGACGGUAAUUUUUCCUCUUAUAAGAUUGUUUCCACUGUGGUUCUACUGAAGCUGUGAUCCGAUUGGCUGUCUCUGCUCUGGUGGGCGUGGCUGCUGUUGCUGUGCUGGUUUAUGACAUCAGAUCCAGAAGUCUUCAACAGAAGAGAGAACAGACUUCACCAUCAGACGAUUGAUCAGAUUCUCAGAAAAGUAGAGAUGAUUUUGAACCAAUGGAGAUAUUAUUUCACAAUCCUUUGGGUAAAAAUAAUUUAUGAGAAAAUAUGCUUUAAUUAAUUAUUCUUU